AAACGUAUAUUACGUGACGAACUUACGUUACGUCACUAGGAAGCGCGAUGUAAACAGAGUGAGGCAGAAAACCAACCCGAGUCGGAUCUUAGUCUGACUAAAUGUUAGUUCUCCUUACGAUUAUAUUUGUUUCUGCAGAGGGUUGUUAACUAUCCCUGUGGACUCCGCGGUUAGCUUUCUGAGGCUAGCGAGGGCUAACUUUCAGCGCGUUAGUUCUGCAGACGAUGGAUGAAAACAAGGUCAGAUUAUAAGUAACUAGCUGUCUUUUAGUCCAUUGUUCUCCAGGUUAACCAGUGUCGAAUCGUCGCUAAGAUGGGGGGAGGCAAAGUUAAGAAACCUGGCAAACGCGGCCGUAAACCUGCAAAGAUUGAUCUGAAGGCCAAACUAGAGAGAAGUCGUCAGAGCGCUCGAGAGUGUCGAGCCCGGAAGAAACUGCGGUACCAGUAUUUGGAGGAACUGGUGUCCAGUAAAGAAAGAGCCAUCUGUGCACUGAGGGAGGAGCUGGAGAUGUACAAACAGUGGUGUUCGGCUAUGGACCAAGGCAAAAUCCCAUCAGAAAUCAAAGCUCUUCUGACCGGAGACGAGCAGAGAACCAUUCAAAGUGGAGGAAACAGCAACAAGACGUCCAAGAACAAAAACAACAUCAGCUCCAACGGUCAGAGUUAGACAGAUGGCCGCUGCAUCGUUUGAAAGGGAAAACUCUGACUCUGAGGGAGGAUGAUGACCAAGCUUUAGAGCUUCAGUCAUCCACACAUUUUAUUUUCCUCCAGCUGUAAGGCAGGCGUCAGAGAAUGUUGCUGGUUUUGAUGGAACCGAUCACAUUAGGAUCAAACCAGCACAGAUAAUGAGAGUAAACAUCUUACCCGUAAUCUCCGAUACACGAGAUUUGACACAAUAUGAUGAGUCUCUCUGUGGAAAAAUGGGAGGUCUUGCAAAACACCUGCGAUUAAAAGGUAAAAUAUUUGGAAAGUCUCACAUUAUAAAAAGAAGUCGAAAUGAAAAUGAAGUAUGAGGAAAUGUGAGAUCUCUCAAAACAAUUACUUGACCUUGCAGGUUUCUUCUCAAAACAAAUGUAGGGAGACCGAGAAAUAAAUGGGGAAGUCUCGCCAAACCUUUCGUGAGAUCAUUUAAAAAUAAUUGUAACAUCUGAAAAUAAAAGUGAAGGGUUGUGGCUGUUAAAACAAAUAUGAGAACGUGUUAAAUAUUUGUGAAAAAAAAAAAAAAUUGCACUGUUCAUACAAGGGUCUGAUACCAACCUUGAUAAAAUGAG
Cynoglossus semilaevis (tongue sole) is the source of this 1270-nucleotide messenger RNA. It is a transcript of the gene crebl2, whose product is annotated as cAMP responsive element binding protein-like 2. The record is from RefSeq and is a predicted model, not a curated record. Gene Ontology annotation, molecular function: DNA-binding transcription factor activity. The transcript has 3 exons. Gene Ontology annotation, biological process: regulation of DNA-templated transcription. Lineage: Eukaryota; Metazoa; Chordata; Actinopteri; Pleuronectiformes; Cynoglossidae. The coding region runs from base 313 to 666 and encodes 117 amino acids. Gene Ontology annotation, cellular component: nucleus.